Molecule: messenger RNA, 1191 nt
Organism: Penicillium brevicompactum
Lineage: Eukaryota; Fungi; Ascomycota; Eurotiomycetes; Eurotiales; Aspergillaceae
Product: agmatinase
Exons: 9
Coding region: 1-1191 (396 amino acids)
Molecular function (GO): metal ion binding; agmatinase activity
Source: RefSeq, a predicted model, not a curated record
AUGAUUGUCUCUCUCGCAAGCUCAAUUGCCUUUUUUGCGCUGGCCACAGCCCAUGGUGACCACGGCCAAUCCCAGCUUGCGGGCCCACACCAGGGACUUUGGUACAACACACUACCAGGAGAUGGUGGUACACAGGCGGACUCUGUCUUUUCCGGGAUCUCAACUUUCGGGCGUCUUCCCUACUUCCCAUGCCUGUCUAGUGAUGCUGAGAAAUACGACAUCGCCUUCCUAGGUGCCCCGUUCGACACUGGAACCUCAUACAGACCCGGCGCACGGUUCGGACCCAGUGGUAUCAGACAAGGCUCUCGGCGCCUGAAUCUCUAUGGUGGAUACAACGUCCCAUUAGAGGCGAACCCUUUCACCAGUGACAUGCGGAUCAUGGAUUGCGGCGAUGUGCCUGUUACUUCAUACGACAACGCUUGGGCGAUCCAGCAGAUCGAGGAAGGGCACAAUAGUGUUCUAAUGCGCAAGCCUUUCACGGAUGCAGACAAAUUGGGCCUUUCGCGAGCUGGCAAGACUCUUCCUCGUGUCAUCACGCUCGGUGGUGAUCAUACUAUCACACUUCCCUUGCUGCGGAGUAUUAACAAGGCCUAUGGACCUGUCACAGUCAUCCACUUCGACAGUCACUUGGAUUCUUGGAAGCCCAAAGUUUUUGGAGGGUCUCCCAGCCAGGUCGCUGCUAUCAACCACGGCACAUACUUCUACCAUGCGGCGAUGGAAGGAUUGUUGAAGAACGAUACUAACAUCCAUGCUGGAAUCCGUACAACUCUCUCCGGGCCCUCUGAUUACGAGAAUGAUGGUUACUGCGGGUUUGAGAUUGUCGAGGCCCGAGAGAUUGAUGUUAUUGGGACGGACGGUAUCAUCAAGAAGAUUCGCGACCGUGUGGGGACAGACAACCCGGUUUAUCUCUCGAUCGAUAUCGAUACUCUGGACCCUGCUUGCAAGUCUUCCUUUGCCCCCGCUACUGGUACACCAGAGACUGGUGGUUGGUCUACUCGCGAACUGCGAACGAUCAUCCGAGGCCUCGAUGGGUUGAACUUUAUCGGUGCAGACAUUGUGGAGGUGGCACCCGCGUAUGAUACCAAUGCGGAGCUGUCGACGAUGGCUGCUGCAGAUGUACUAUAUGAGGUGCUUACAAUCAUGGUCAAGAAGGGGCCUUUGUCUCUUGGUAAGUCGUCUCACGAACUGUGA